AUGAAAUCAACAUUUGCCACCUUCAGUACCACUUCACCGUUACUGCCCAAAGACCCAUCCAGGGAAGGGCCAAAGCCAGUCAAAGGGCUUAUCCGAACUCACAGAAAGGUUCUAAUUGCCGUCUGUUAUCAACUUCUAGAGCUGAUGUUCAGCUGCUGUGUGCUGGCUUGCUCAGUAUAUGUCAGAUCUGAUGCAAUUACGACUAUUUCUCAGCGUAUUGAGCUAGCUCGUUACGAUCUGGAUGCAUUCGAAGAAAGCUACCCCAAGACUUCUACAAUGUACUUCACAAUCGAACUACUUGUUGGUGGUAUGUUAAUGGCAACAAUCAGUGCAGUGCUUAUUCACCAGUGCCUCGCUUACGGUAUCAACAUUGUAAGCAAUGUGGUUGGUGAUUCUGCUAUCAUCGUUAUAUCCCUAUUAAUCGCUAUUAAAAGUUUUUUUUUGUUCAUCGAUGUAUCACGCUAUCCUAAUGCUCAAGCAGGAUUUGUCGAACAACAAAUACAUUUGUUUACACACAUUUUAAAAUUAGCUUUAGAAGAUGACGAUACGGGACUUGGAUGGGUUCUCACCCUUCUUCAUCUGAAGUACGAAUGCUGUGGUGUGUACAGUAUCAGCGACUUUUACACAGCUCGACAAAUCGACCAUCCAGCAGAUACAACGGAAUUUGGUAAAGAAAAUGUGACUACUGAAGGAUUUCGGGCAUCCAACACGUUUCGCAUUUCGAAUUCGUGGGUUCAUGAAUGUUCAGCAAAAGCCACUGAAUUUUUAAAUACGACGGCCAUCUGUUAUGCGCCAUCGUUUUGUUGUACUGGUACAGGCGAUUAUGUAGUGCCAUUCGCUUGUCCACCUAUGAAAUGGGAUGGGAUUUCGAAAGCUGAAAUACCUCCGCAAAUGUACCGUCAUCCAUGUGCACAGCGUAUCGCAUCCAACUACCGUUACAAAACUCUGAAUCUCACGCUCAUCGCCUCUGCCAUUACGCUAGUGGCCAUAGUAAACGCCAUACAUUUGCUGAUUUGGCGAUCCCGCCUCAAACCGUUGCGAAAAUCAUCGGCGGCAUCUCCGAAGUGA
Molecule: messenger RNA, 1068 nt
Organism: Haemonchus placei
Lineage: Eukaryota; Metazoa; Nematoda; Chromadorea; Rhabditida; Trichostrongylidae
Source: the annotation of a GenBank genome assembly